AUGCUGCUGAGCAUAUGGGCCCUGCUACUCCCCCUCACAACCGCCUUCUACAUCCCCGCCAUCUCGCCAAACUACUACCAUACCGCCGACCCAAUCCCCCUCCAAGUCAACAAACUAACCUCCUCCAAAACCCAACUCCCCUACGCCUACUACGACCUCCCCUUCUACCCAAAACCCCGCAACCCCCACAGAGUAUCUCUCAAUCUCGGCGAAGUACUACGGGGUGACAAAAUCAUGGGGAGUGACUACGAGUUGCGGAUGGGCGAGGAUGUUGAUUGUAAGUGGUUGGGGGAUGUAGAGAUAAGCGCUGAUCAGGCACGGAGAGCGGAGGAGAUGGUUAGGGAGGAGUAUGUGAUUGAGUGGAUUGUUGAUAAUUUACCGGGUGCGACGUCGUAUAUCACAGAAGACCGCACGAAGAAAUACUACGGCGCGGGGUUUCGGAUGGGGAGCUUCGUUGAUGGGAGGGCGAGAUUGAAUAACCACGUCACCAUCGUCUUGAAGUGGCGUGCGGCGGCGAUGGAUCCCUCCAAAAGGCUUAUUGUUGCGUUCGAAGUGUAUCCGAAAUCAAUCGCGGGCCCACCAGGGACCUGUCCCCCCGUCCUCGAAGCACCCGGUCUCCCACCCUUCGAACUCACCGGCGAUCCAGCACUGAUAACAUACACCUACUCCGUCUAUUGGCGCGAAGACAACGAGGGCCCGGGUUGGGACGAUCGGUGGAGUAUGUAUAUGCUCGGCGGCGUAGAGGGGGCAAGCGGGAGCGGGAGUGUGGUUCAUUGGGUUUCGGUGGUGAAUAGUUGUGGGAUUGUGGUGUUGCUCACAGUCAUGAUCGCCAUGAUCCUCAUCCGGACGCUGAAGCGCGAUAUCUCCUCCUACAACGCCGUCCCAGACUCCGAAUCGCUGGAGGCGGAGACGGAGACGGAGACGGAGAGCGCGGGGUGGAAGUUGGUUCGUGGUGAUGUUUUCAGACCACCGCGACACCCCGGGGCCUUUGCGGCCCUCAUCGGCAGCGGCGUCCAAAUUGCCGCCGCAAGCGCCGGGGUCCUCGUCCUCAGCGCACUCGGCGUCCUCAACCCCUCCUACCGCGGCGGAUUCCUAGGCGUCGCACUCCUUCUCUUCGUCUCCGCCGGGUUCAUGUCCGGGUACGUCUCCGCCCGAAUUUAUACCGCAUUCAACGGACAACGUGUCCUGCGGAACGCGCUCGUUACGGCGUGUGCGGUGCCGGGGAUUGGUGUUUUGGUUUUGGGGGGGUUGAAUUUGGUGGUUUGGGCGGAGGGGAGUUCGGGGGCGGUGGGGGUGGUGGUGGGUACGUGGGUGUGUGUGUGUGUUCCGCUCGUUCUCGCCGGGGCGUGGGUCGGAAACAGACAACCCGCGAUAAUCCAACACUCACCCAAACCCAAACAAAUCGCGCCGCAGCCGUGGUGGACGAGGUGGUGGGCCUGCGUGCUGCUUGGCGGCGCGAUACCCUUCGCUGUGGUGUUUGUGGAGUUGAUGUACAUUUUGAGAACAUUAUGGGUAGACCAGACGGGGUACUACUACCUCUACGGCUUCCUCAUCCUCAUCGCCCUCAUCCUCGCCCUCACCAUCCUCGAGAUCUCGAUAAUCUACACUUACCUUCUCCUAUCCGCACAAAACCCCAACUGGUGGUGGCGCGCAUUCGUCAUCGGCGCAUCACCUGCCAUAUGGGUUUUCGUGUAUAGUGUGGUGUGGCAUGGGAGGGUGCGGGGGGGGGAGUGGGUUGGUGGGUUGUUGUUUGUGGGAUAUAUGGGGGUUGGGUGUGGGGCGUUUGGGUUGGUUGGGGGGAUGGGGGGGGUGCUUGGGAGUUGGGUGUUUGUGAGGAGGAUUUAUGGGGCAAUUAAAGCGGACUGA
Molecule: messenger RNA, 1866 nt
Organism: Saitoella complicata NRRL Y-17804
Lineage: Eukaryota; Fungi; Ascomycota; Saitoellomycetes; Saitoellales; Saitoellaceae
Exons: 1
Coding region: 1-1866 (621 amino acids)
Biological process (GO): protein localization to membrane; vacuolar transport
Cellular component (GO): membrane; Golgi apparatus
Source: RefSeq, a predicted model, not a curated record